Cylindrotheca closterium is the source of this 384-nucleotide messenger RNA. NCBI's taxonomy places the organism in Eukaryota, Bacillariophyta, Bacillariophyceae, Bacillariales, Bacillariaceae. The record is from the annotation of a GenBank genome assembly.
AUGAGGAAAGCCUACCAAAUAGUCUUCGUCAUUCUAUACUACGUUGCUUCAGUGUCUCCGUGCACUGCUUUUGUGACACAACCUAGCCGCCACAUCAAUUCAGGAGCGAGGAGGACCCAACAACAACGCCAGUCACCACGACCAGUAACAGAUGAUUCUUUAUUCUCUACAAUAAUUCUCAAGGCCGCUGACAAAGAGGAGGAUCAAGUGGUGGAAGUUGGCUCAAAAGAGUACCUGGAAGGCUUCAUCUCAUCGCCAAUCCAAGAUGAAUCGGUGGCCGAACGGGGAUCCGGACUGGAACAAGCUCUAAAGCUUGGUGGCUUUUUCACAAUCGGUUUGGCAGUUCUCUUCUUGGGUUUCAUGGCAAGCAACGGUCUACUCUAA